Molecule: messenger RNA, 1000 nt
Organism: Cygnus olor (mute swan)
Lineage: Eukaryota; Metazoa; Chordata; Aves; Anseriformes; Anatidae
Gene: CCL20
Product: C-C motif chemokine ligand 20
Exons: 4
Coding region: 208-510 (100 amino acids)
Biological process (GO): G protein-coupled receptor signaling pathway; lymphocyte chemotaxis; positive regulation of GTPase activity
Cellular component (GO): extracellular region
Molecular function (GO): chemokine activity; CCR chemokine receptor binding
Source: RefSeq, a predicted model, not a curated record
UAGCACCAGGAAGGAGCGCUGAGGUUGUAUUGGGCAUGAUGGAAUUUGCCGUGGGGAAACCCAGUGAUGAUAGUGGAACCCGCCCGCGUGUGAAUUCCCGUGGCUCCCGCUGCAGCUUUAUAAGCAGGUGGAGGAGAGGCGAGCUUGGCAGGACAGGCAGGCAGUGAAAGAGCACUCACUGGAGCACAGCUGCGGCUUAGAGUGAAAAUGUCUGGCUUCAGCACAAAGAGCUUGGUCCUGGCUUCUCUGCUUGGGCUCCUGUUGCUGCUGCUGUGCAGUACCUCCCAAGCACAAAGCAACCAGGACUGCUGUCUGUCUUAUACCAAAGCCCGUCUGCCUCGGUGGGCCAUUAAGGGUUAUACUGAACAGCUCUCCAGUGAAGUCUGCGAUAUUGAUGCGAUCAUUUUCCACACCUUCAGUGGAUUGAAAGCCUGUGUAAAUCCUAAGGAUGGCUGGGUGAAGAAGCACCUUCUUUUCCUGAGCCACAAGCUAAAGAAGAUGUCAAUGUGAUAUGGUUUCCAGCAGGGAACUAAAUGCAGUCGUGGCUGAAGAACCACUAGGCUCAACCUCUUGGUUGAGAUCGUCGUCUUGUACACUGUUGUGUGCUUACUCACCACCAUCUCUGGCUUCUUUGGAACCGUUGAACUUCUUGUUGAUUCAUAUUGCAUCGCUGUUUUGCUUGAAUUAAGCAUUUUGUUAAAGUUUCUAUGUUUACUAAUGUAUUACUAGUAUGACAUGUGUACUAUUUAGUAAAGAGUACCUUAAGCUGUUGUACAGAAUAUGAAUUGUAUUAGGUUUAUUGCAUAGUAUUUUUGUGUUGCUCAGCAUGUGUAAACCUUUGUAAAGGAUAUUUAUUCUGUUUAUUUUGUUACUUCUCUAGCACUUUCUUGUCCCAAAAUGUUCCUUUUAACUGUAGUUAGUAUUAUAAUACUUUUUGAACAACUGUUAAAGUCUGCUUGUGGAAAAAAUGGAAACUGGAGUUAAAAAUAAAUGUUAAAAA